UCCUCCUUGGACUCAGUUCUGUGAACGUCGGACAGCAGCACAAGCGACCGGAGGAGAAACUUGAGACCAUCACCGAGAUCCGACUCUCAGAGGGUGUUCAACUCUCUGUGGAAAACUGAAUGAGACGCUUCAAAAGAGGGAAAAAAAAGCGGCAAGAGGCUUCAUGCGAUAGAGGAAGAUAUUAGAAAGUGUCAGAAAAAAGAGAGAAAAGGAGUGAUUGACACCUACCCUCCAGCUCAGUGUGAAGGACACGGAAUGGGAGAGUGAGAGGUGGGGGCAUGAAGGUGAGAAUGAAGACAACUGGAAAACAAGACCUGCAUUUCUGCAAACCCUGCUCAAAUUAGGACAUCUCUGCACAAGACAAGAUGAUUGCAAGAGUUCUGCUCCUAUUGGUUUUUCUUUGCUUGUGGAAGGAACUCACGGGAGGUGCCUUGUCCAGUAAGGCUGUUCGCAGGAGAGGCGCGGGUGGAUCGCACCUGGUGAAGCUAAGCGAGAGCAGAUCUGCUGACCACUGGGAUGCUAACGUGGAUCGGAAUGCAAUGCCCAUGGUGACCCUUAGAAAUCUGAUUAGUCAUGAGCAAGCAAGUGACACUGGGUCAUUUCCUCGCUCUAAAAUGCUGCAGAGUCAUCCCCCAUCAGUGGCUAACAAGGAGAAGCAGUCGUUCAAGCCCAAGCGCGAAGUUGACUCCGUCAGUAAAAGGGAGGUGACCACUUACAUGUUAGCCAGUAAUAAGGCAUUAAACCAGGAUGGAAGGAAAGUAAAAAACAAUACCAAGAGUACUGAGAUCUUCAAAACAGGAAGGUCAGAGAAAGCACUCAUGAUCCAUCACAAGUCAGAUCUCCACUCCAAUAGAACCAGGUUCAAAUCAGGCUCUAGGUCCAGGAGCAGGCCUGAGCCGAGUGUCCAUACCACUGGUAUGCCUGGUAAAGGGUUCGGUAUAGAUUCAAACCGAAAGCUUAACCUCACAGGUGGUUUUGGAGUACUGAAGCUGCUGUCCAAAGAGAACUUAGUUAGGAUUGUUAAUUCCCAAAUGCAAAGCAUUCCUAGCCUCAGCUUCCCAAGCAAGGGCAGUCGGAGUAGAAAGAGAGAUUUGAUUGACGUUAAUCAUGGGCAGUUAGAGGCUCAGAAGGUGCAGAGACAAGAUACAGCUGUCACUCAGUCUCACACUGGGUUUGAUAAUCAGACAGCAUUUCCGUAUGCAAGUCCAGUCACUCAUCCAGAUCUUAAUCAAGACCAAGCUGUUGAUGCUCAAAUUAAUCCUUUAAAUGGAGUCAAGCAAGCUUUAAGUAAAGGGCAGGGAAUACAGGAGUCUGAUAGUGAUGAUGGUAAGAGCAAACACCUUGUCCGUUUUCUGUCGUCACCUUGGAGUGGGGUGAGCCUUGGCUCGGAGAGAGAAGUGAUGGUCAGCCAAACAGAACCCCCAUUUACAUUGGCGAAACACACCCAAGUGCACGUUUCCUCCGAGACGAAUGAUUCUAUUCCACCAGUGCUGACAGGCCAAACCCUAGGAGGGAAACGAGGGAAUAGGCCAGCAGAUUCCCAUAGAGACCCAUUAACAGAGUCAUCUCACGGUGCUGAAAUAGAACCCAGCGCAGCUCAGAACCCUGGAAAUGAAGGCAACAAACUUGUCAACAGCAGUCAUGUCCUGAGGCUUCCCCCUGCCCCCGAAGGGAACCCCGGCACGAAAUACUCUGGGAUGCAAGCAGUCGACCCAGAAAAUGGAGACGGUCUUGUGUUUGAAGAAGCUGAUUCGGAGGUGGAGGAAGAAGCACAGGACCGUACGGAGGGGAAGGGGUCACGCUCUCGCAGCAGGAGGAGCUGGAUCUGGAACCAGUUCUUUGUGAUUGAAGAAUACGCCGGGCCUGAACCUGUGCUCAUCGGACGGCUCCACACUGACAUGGACAGGAAUGAUGGCCGCACUAAGUAUGUCCUCCAAGGCGAGGGAGCAGGCGCGAUCUUUGUGAUUGACGAGAAAACGGGUAACAUCCACGUCACCAAACCGCUGGACCGCGAGGAGAAGGAUGAGUUCCGUCUCGUCGCGACGGCCAUUGACAGGCUGACUGAACGUCCUCUGGAGCCCUCAUCACAGUUCAUAAUCCGGGUGCAGGACAUCAACGACAAUCCUCCUGUCUUUGAAGACGGUCCCUACAGCGCCACUGUGCCGGAGAUGUCGAACAUCGGCAUGUCUAUAAUCCAGGUGACAGCAACAGAUGCUGAUGACCCAACGUAUGGGAACAACGCCAAGCUUGUGUACACACUGGUGCAGGGCCAGCAGUACUUCUCCGUCGAUCCCCAGACAGGUAUUUUACGCACAGCAGUGCCUGACAUGGACAGGGAGACCCAGGACCAGUAUUUAGUGGUACUCCAGGCCAAAGACAUGGGGGGCCACCUGGGAGGAUUAUCCGGUACCACCACCGUUACUGUCAAGCUCUCUGACGUCAAUGACAACCCUCCACAUUUCGUCAAAAAGUCGUGGUCCUUCUCCGUUUCGGAGCUGGCCAUCCCGGGCGCCGAGAUCGGACGCAUCUCAGCGACCGACGCCGACCUCGGCGAGAACGCUAAACUGGGAUACAGCAUCCUGGAGUUGGAUAGUGGGGAUAUCUUCAACAUCACCGGAUUGAACCAAGAGGCGGUCAUCACGCUCAACAAGGCAGUGGACUAUGAGAGUCGGAGCUCUUACUCCUUCUCUGUGGAGGUCCUCAACCCAAUCAUCGACCCUCGCUUCUUACGUCGAGGUCCAUUUAAAGACCGCGCUUCAAUCCAAGUGGCAGUGCUGGACGCUGAUGAGCCACCCAAGUUCACCCGCUCCCGAUAUCACAUGGAUGUAUCUGAGAAUUGCCCGCCGGCCUGCACUGUGGGCAGCGUCAGUGCUUCCGACCCAGAUACUAGACUGACCAACAAUAUCAGGUUCUCCAUUGAUCCGCAGUCAGAUCCCGAGGCUUUGUUUCGUAUCACCCCAGACAGCGGCCUCAUCACCACGGCUGUGGAGCUGGACCGGGAGCGCGAGCAUUGGCACAACAUUACAGUCAUCGCCACCCAGAGAGACAAUCCAAACCAAGUAUCCAGAGUUCUGGUUGUGAUUGAGACAUUAGACCUAAAUGACAACGCACCCGAGCUGGACAGGCAAUACACAACAGCCAUGUGUGACUCCUCCUCCAUGGGACAGGUGGUGCAGGUGUUGCGGGCGAUUGAUAGAGAUGAGGGAGGGAAUGACAGCACCGUGUAUUUCAGCAUCCCCCCAGAGUCCGGCGCUGCCCUCAACUUCAGCAUCAGGGACAGUGGUGGCCCCACAGCCAGCUUGGUGCUGGUGUCCCAGCUCCUGCCACUGUCCCGCUCUUCGGCCUCCACCUUGACGCUCUACGUUCCUCUGGUGCUCAGGGACGGGACGUCCGGCCUCACCAGCACGGGGACGGUCACCGUGUCCAUCUGUCCCUGCCUGCGAGGAGGGGCUCGGGCCGGGGAGAAACAAAAGGACAAACAGACAGAGGCGGAGGGGGAGUGGGACUGGGAGAGAGAGGCCGUGUGUCUCCCUCAGCAGUCCAUGCUGCCUUCCCCGGGCCUGAGCACCGCCGCCCUGCUGGCUAUCCUGGCUUGUGUCGCUACACUACUGGCGGUGAGCGCCCUGUCGCUGUCUCUGCGCCGUCAGAAGCGCGACUCCCUGUCACCGCUGGAGGAGGACGACGUACGCGAGAACAUCAUAACGUAUGAUGACGAGGGAGGAGGAGAGGCUGACACGGCCGCCUUUGACAUCGCUGCGCUCCAGAGCGCCCCGCACAGUUCACGCUCCCAUGGCUACCGCACGCUAGACAGCAGAAAUAUUCGAUACACCCAGCACUGUCAAGACAAAGCUCGCAACUACAGUUGGGCUCAGAAUCCAGGUGUGGAUCAAAACCUCUCAGGACCAGGAGGAGCCCUUUACGGUCGUCUGUGCUACAGCAGCCACACGUUACCUGUUCUCCGCCGCGCGCCAGGUGGAACGUUUGACCAAGGCUUGGCGGAACUGGCAUAUCGCUUCCCCGGAGGCAAUCCGGACCACUCUUUAGUCAUCCAGAACCAGGGAGCCCUUGUGGGGGCCAUGGAGUCGGGAGCGGUGUACGUGGCUCCCACCGAUCUCAGUACGGGAAGCCAAACGGACAGUCGCACGGGAAGCCGGGAUGGGACGGCACCUCAAAGUGCAGUGAGCACAUCGGAUGGAGGGACGCCGAGGAUCAGUGACUACCAGGAGAGAGGACCCGCAAGUAACUGCACAGACGGGAGUGGUGAUGACAAAGGGAACCCCAACCAAGACGUGGACUGGGUGCAGUCGGAGACAUUGCCUAGGGAGCAUAACCUCGUCCUGACCCGGUCUGGCUCCGUGAUCGGCCAGGGUCACGGUGCCGGCGGCUGGGUGUGUGACUCGGCUACCCUUCCCCUGGCAGGUCGCCGGGCCUCGCGCGUUGGCUUGUCCCCAAAAAAUAAAAGCUUCAUUCUGGCUGACCCUGACUCCGGUGGAGGGGGAGGUGCGGGUGGCAAUGGGAAUCGGGGGGCUCCUACAGAUGGACAACAGCAACCUCUGAGUGGACGCAACUAUGCCACAGUUCUGCAGGGGGAAACAUCUGGACCAAGGGACUACCCCGGCAGCCUGGGGAGAGGAGGACUGGAGAUGGGGAGCAACUUUGUCGUGGCGAGGCCAGACAGGGAGAAUGGAGGGAUAUCAGUAACGGGGACCUCAUCCGUCUACUCAGAAGCAUCUGGCUUCCUCGGGGACUGGCGUGAUCGAGUGGGUCUGGGAGGGUACGUUUUGGGGAGGAGGGAUAUGAGCCCUCAGCUCUUGCCUUUCCCGGGGCAGCCGCGGGGAGCGUACGGUGGAGUCAUGGGCUACGGCCCUAGUUGGGUUCCUGGAAUGGAGGCGGCAAGAGGGCAGCCGGGGGCCGGGGGUCCUUCCUUGGCACUGAGGGUGGGAGAGUUCCUACGGCUACGCCUUGCCCAGGUCACUUUUGACCCCUCGCAGCCACCGUACGACUCCGUGCAGGUGUACGGCCUGGAGGGGACCGGGUCAAGGGCUGGAUCCCUCAGCUCACUCGAGAGCGAAGGAGAGAAAGAGGAUUGGGGGGCAGGACUAGAAGAGUGGGGUCCCCAGUUUCAGAAAUUAGCCCAGCUCUUCAAAGACAGGGAUAAAGAGAGGGAGGACCAGGAAAACACUGAAGAGGUUGCCAAAAAGGAAAGGGAGAAGAGAGAUGACCCGGAAAACAACGAGAAGAAAGAGGGAGGUGAGCAGGUUGAACAUGAAGGGGAAGACUGAGGAAGAAGACGAAAAAAUAAAACAAGUACGGGGCAAAGGAGGUAGAGAGGAAGAGAGGAAUGGGAAGAUGAUGAAAAGGCAACUAGAGUUAGAAUAAUGUGAAGAGAAGUUAAAGGGGAGAAAGAUGAAGAGGAAAAGUAAUAAAAACAGACAGAGAAAAAUGAGCCUAGGGAGGAUGGAGAACGCGAGGGCAGGAGAGGGAGUGAUUGAUGUAAUUUAAAGCAAUAAGUGUUGAAACGCUGAUACGGUUGAGCACAGAUACUGAGACAAUGCAGAGGCUGCUGCGGCUCGGGGCACCAACAAUUUGUUGUUCCUUGGACAAAGAAAAACAACUCCAAACAUCCCAGACUCAAUUUAAUUCAGUUCUCAUGUAUGGAAUGAGAAACAGCAGGGAACAAGGAGAUGUUCCUCGCUGUGCUUGCUAUAGCCUGAACAUCACGUUGGUGUGUGAGGGAAUACGGAGAAUGAGAGCACAACCGCACUCUCUAUGUUCACUUGUUGGAGCGCGCUCGUGGGACUUUAAAUAGAGAUGGGUAAGUUAAAAAUCAUGAUACCCAGAAACGAUUUAAUGACGAGGCCGAGGACGAGCUCCACAUAAGCUGUGACACGGGGUUUCUGAAUGAUGUACAAGGGAGUUUAGAAAGUAGGGUAAAGGUGGAGGGGAUGACAUGAUUGGGGGUAAGAAGUUAAUAGGAUGGCAAGAAUGUAUGAAGACUAAAAUGAUCUCAUAAGUGGGGAAAUUGUACAGAACAUUGUCACUUUUUAGUCCAUCUGCAGCGGCAGAAAAGUGAAUAAUUCACCUUGCUACUCCAUUCCAAAUGAAAAUGAUGAAUCAUUUAAAUCCUGAAAAAGAUUCUCCCUCCUUUCAGCCCACAAGGAAAACAGACAUUGUGAAAAAUUUAAAUGAUUUAGGGAAAUCCCCUUCUCUCUGACCACCCCCACCUGCAUUUUUUUUUUCUAAUGCCAGUGAGUGUUGAUAUGUUUACAGAGUUUCACACGUAAGCACACACAGACACAAAAAGAAAUGAUUAACAUCGUAAGGCUUUGAUUGUACUACAGAAAAUUCCAAAAGCCGAGCCACCCACGACUAAUCUGCUUUUCAGAGUAAUUAUCACUCUUUUUAAGAUUAUUUCAAUGAUUUCAAGGUGGAAGUCUGCCGUUUUGUUUCAGUUUAAAUCACCCCCCUCCCCCACUCUCUACUGUAGUCUCAAAUUAAGCACCUUGCUGACAAAGUAUGCAUGAAUUUUUUUGAAUAAAAAAAAAAGAUAAAAAAAGAAAAGCGGGAAAAAUCUUCAAAAUGGCAAUCAGCUUCCACUUUGACACUCGUACUGCCCAAAUUGAAACAUUUCUUUUAAGGUCUUUUAACGAGAUCGUGAGGGAACAACGCCACAGAAACUCACACAACAGGCCUUGUGUUGCCGUCAGAGGUCAUAGCGCUGACGGGCUGGAGUUUUCUGCUGGAAUGCACUUUUAUACAUGUGAUGUUCAUUAAUAGAUCAUGGAUAAUGUCACAAAUUGCAGAUGUUUUAUAAGAUGUCAAUGAUAAAUGAUAAAAUGUCUGACUGUAUGUAAAAUCAUGUCAAAUGUAAAUACCACUGAAUAUUAUUGCUAAAUAGAGUAUAUAAAAUAAAAUUUAAAAAAAAGAAAGAGUUUAAAAAAAAAAAAAAGAAUUUAGAUGUCCAAAUGGAGCCAUGUGGGGACUCUCUGUGUGUACUGUAGAUUAGAAAUGGGUCAUCUGAGCCGGACUGAAAAACAGCACCAUGUAUUCGACAUCUGUAUGUGGGUUUGUCCUGUAGUAGCUCUGGUCUUGAUGUGGACAAGCUAAGGAUUACGUUCUACAUGUGGCCUCGGGCAGAAGCUUGUUGUGCAGAACCGUAUUGUUGUUACAGGAAGCCCGUCGGCAAGCCUGUCCCAGUGAGGAACCAAUUUGACGAAAAUCCUGCGGCCUGAGAGGAAAUUCCUUUCAAAGGCGGACAAAUCAGCAAUCAUUUCCCCCCUAAAAUCUGUAUUACAAUUCUUCAAGGUAAAAUAAUUGAGUAUGUAAUGACUUUACUAUGCCUGAGAGAUAUGGAGGUUUUAUAGAUAGUUACCUCUCUUUGGGAAUUUAAUAAAAGUGUACA
This is a messenger RNA of Cololabis saira (Pacific saury), 7402 nucleotides long. RefSeq lists its product as uncharacterized. The record is from RefSeq and is a predicted model, not a curated record. Gene Ontology annotation, molecular function: cadherin binding; calcium ion binding. NCBI's taxonomy places the organism in Eukaryota, Metazoa, Chordata, Actinopteri, Beloniformes, Belonidae. Gene Ontology annotation, cellular component: catenin complex; plasma membrane; adherens junction. The transcript is spliced from 14 exons. The coding region runs from base 366 to 5282 and encodes 1638 amino acids. Gene Ontology annotation, biological process: calcium-dependent cell-cell adhesion; multicellular organism development; homophilic cell-cell adhesion.